Molecule: messenger RNA, 2004 nt
Organism: Necator americanus (New World hookworm)
Lineage: Eukaryota; Metazoa; Nematoda; Chromadorea; Rhabditida; Ancylostomatidae
Exons: 16
Coding region: 1-2004 (667 amino acids)
Biological process (GO): protein folding
Cellular component (GO): cytoplasm; mitochondrion
Molecular function (GO): ATP binding; ATP-dependent protein folding chaperone
Source: RefSeq, a predicted model, not a curated record
AUGCUGAUUCCGGCCGCUAGAACAUUUUUCAGUGCUUCCGCAGCCUGUAGUCGUGUAAUCGCACGAACUUCGUAUUUGAAUGGAAUCUCGCAAAGGUUCAAGUCUGAUGCAAUCCGUGGUGCAGUGAUUGGUAUCGAUUUGGGGACAACAAACUCCUGCGUUGCUGUGAUGGAGGGAAAGCAGGCAAAGGUUAUAGAAAAUGCAGAAGGAGUUCGAACCACUCCAUCAACUGUGGCAUUCACAAAAGACGGGGAACGAUUAGUAGGAGCUCCUGCUAAGCGCCAAGCUGUCACUAACCCUCAGAAUACUCUUUAUGCAACGAAGAGAUUAAUCGGUAGAAGGUUCGAAGAUGCUGAAGUACAGAAAGAUGUGAAGAUUGUACCAUUUAAAAUUGUAAAAGCUAGCAAUGGAGACGCUUGGGUAGAGGCACAAGGCAAAAUGUAUUCCCCAUCGCAGGUUGGAGCCUUCGUGUUGAUGAAAAUGAAAGAGACAGCUGAGAAUUAUCUCGGGACAUCCGUACACAAUGCUGUUAUUACUGUCCCAGCAUAUUUCAAUGAUUCACAAAGACAGGCCACAAAAGACGCAGGUCAGAUUGCUGGAUUGAACGUUCUCCGUGUUAUAAACGAGCCUACUGCUGCUGCUCUUGCUUAUGGUUUAGAGAAGACCGAAGACAAAAUUAUCGCCGUCUAUGACCUUGGUGGUGGCACUUUUGAUAUUUCUGUGCUAGAGAUCCAGAAGGGUGUUUUCGAGGUCAAGUCGACUAAUGGAGAUACCUUCCUCGGUGGAGAGGACUUCGAUCAUGCGCUCGUCAACCACCUUGUUGCAGAAUUCAAACGAGAACAAGGUGUUGAUCUAACAAAGGAUCCUAUGGCUAUGCAACGGCUUCGCGAAGCUGCUGAAAAAGCGAAAUGUGAAUUGUCGUCCACAACACAAACCGAUAUAAAUUUGCCUUACCUUACUAUGGACGCGUCUGGACCUAAACACAUGACAAUGAAGUUGACUCGGGCCAAAUUCGAGCAACUUGUGGGUGAUCUCAUCAAGCGCACCAUAGAUCCGUGCCGAAAAGCUAUGCAUGAUGCUGAGGUGAAACCAUCAGAGAUCUCUGAGGUUCUCCUUGUGGGAGGAAUGACGCGUAUGCCAAAAGUACAGCAAACCGUGUUGGAGGUCUUCGGAAAGUCUCCAUCGAAGGCUGUGAAUCCAGAUGAAGCUGUUGCAAUGGGUGCCGCUAUCCAAGGAGCUGUUCUUGCUGGUGACGUCACUGAUGUUCUUCUUCUCGAUGUUACCCCGCUUUCGCUGGGAAUUGAAACGCUCGGAGGUGUCAUGACUAAGCUGAUUUCUCGUAAUACCACCAUCCCCACCAAGAAAAGUCAGGUUUUCUCCACUGCUGCUGAUGGACAAACUCAAGUGCAGAUCAAGGUGUGCCAGGGUGAACGUGAAAUGGCAAAUGACAAUAAACUCCUUGGACAAUUCUCACUGGUUGGCAUUCCACCUGCCCCUAGGGGUGUUCCACAGAUUGAAGUUACUUUUGACAUUGAUGCUAACGGAAUCGUAAACGUGUCUGCCAAGGAUCGUGGAACCGGAAAGGAACAGCAGAUUGUUAUCCAGUCAUCUGGAGGACUUUCUAAGGACCAAAUCGAAAACAUGAUUCGUGAAGCUGAGAAGAAUGCUGCUGAAGAUGCUAAGAAGAAGGAGUUGGUUGAGGUUUUGAAUCAAGCUGAAAGCAUUAUUCAUGACACCGAAAGCAAGAUGACUGAGUUUGCUGACCAAUUACCCAAGGAAGAAUCCGAAGCUCUCAAGAAAAAGAUUGAAGAGACAAAGACAAUUUUGGCAAACAAGGACAACGAGAAGCCAGAAACUAUCAAGGAAGCAGUUAACUCACUUCAACAGCAGUCGCUCAAGCUGUUUGAGGCCGCAUACAAAAAGAUGGCUGAGAAGAAUGCUUCUGGAACGUCUGACGCCCAGGAGGCGAAGACCGCAGAAGAGCCGAAGAAAGAGCAGAACUAA